Molecule: messenger RNA, 2119 nt
Organism: Brassica oleracea var. oleracea
Lineage: Eukaryota; Viridiplantae; Streptophyta; Magnoliopsida; Brassicales; Brassicaceae
Exons: 6
Coding region: 117-1355 (412 amino acids)
Source: RefSeq, a predicted model, not a curated record
CUAAGCACUUCGAGAAAUUUCCAUUUUAUUCCUUAGUCUUUAAGGUUUCAUGAGAACAAGAGAGAAGUGGGUUCGUGUUUUUUCGUUUCAGUUUCAUAUUAACGGAGUGAGAAAUUAUGAAAAAUCUAGAUAAAGAAGAUGAAAAGUUCUCCAUUGCCAAAGACUGUGAAGUGGAAGUCUCUUGUGAAGAAGAAGGAUUCAUAGGUGCUUGGUACAGAGCUAUCCUGGAGGAAACUCCUACGAGAUCAGGACGCAAGAAGCUCAGAGUCCGUUACACCACGCUGCUCGAAGAAGACUGUUCAACUCCUUUCACCGAAACAGUGGAAGAGAGAUUCAUAAGGCCGGUUCCACCUGAGGAUCCGAGUGUGGUUCUUGAGGAAGGAUCGGUGGUGGACGCUGAUCACAACGAUGGAUGGUGGAAAGGUGUCAUCACAAAGAAGAUGGAAGAUGGUAAAUUCUUGGUUUACUUCGAUUCUCCACCAGACAUGAUCCAGUUCGAGAAAAAGCAACUGAGACCUCAUUUUGACUGGACCGGCUCUAAAUGGGUCCGAUCUCAAAACAAGGUGUCUGAAGAACAAUACAGCAAAGAAAAUAGUCAUAAAAGAAAAAUGAAAAGAAAGAAAACACACAACUUAAACCUUGAGAAGACUGAGGCUAUGAUCGCUGGUACAAGUGACGAUGAUUAUGAUCAAAACCUCUCUGCUUGGAUCCUUGGAGUAAAAUCAUCUAAUGGUUCUGAUAAAUCGAAGGCUAUGGUCGCUGGUACAAGUAACAAUAUAUUCGACGAUGAUUAUGAUCAGAGCCUCUCUGCUUGGAUUCUUGGAGUAAAAUCAUCUAAUAGUUCUGAUAAAUCGAAGUUAGCCCAUGAUGAAACUCGAGCAAGUGAAGAUACAACAAUGGUUCUGCCUUUUGCUAAACGCUCACCUAUUUGGAAAGCGCUUGAAUCAAUAGAGGUCUUUAAAACAGCAAAGCAGAGUCCUCAUUUCAUCCCGUUGCUCGAGACAAGAGAAGAGUUCCGUGAAGGGUUGGCUGUGGGUGAGAUGGUGAACUUUUCCAGUUUGUUAGAGAGAGUAAAAAAUCUGCAGCCUCACACUCCCAAAAACACACUUGAGGGACUCAAAGAGUGCUUUGCCGAGCUUGAUAAGUAUGGUUUUGAUGUUACAACGCCUAUAUCUCGGAUCAACAUGUUGUUCUCUCUCGCAAGAAAACAAGUGCGUGCAGAGGAUAGAGUAAAAGAUAAUGCAAAAAAGAUGAAAAAGGAAGUUCGCAAGAGGCAAAAACUUGAACAAGAUAUGAAAGCUGUUGAGUUCAAGAUUCUCGAGCUCCAGAGCCAACAGAAGAAGAAGGAUGCUUAAGAGAUACAGCUAAGCUCUUUCAUGUGAAGUUGAAGGUAGGAAAAAAAAAAAAAAAAAACUAUGAUGAGCACUAAAAGCUCUGUUUUGAAAAUGAAAGGUAGACUAGAUGUAAGUUAACAAAGACUUUUGGUUGUGGUAGAUAGAUGGCAAGGUUAGUUUAACUAAUCCUCCUAAUAUAAUUAGGAAAAAUCAUGUCACUUGUAGAUAUGAAGACUGCUUGUUUUGUGGUGUUUUGGUAAUUAGGAAAUGCUAAGGGUAAUUAAGUUUUUUGGUAAUCAGUCCUUGUUAGGUGGUUGAAUAGUGGUUUAAUAAGCUAUAUACUAUAGAAUUUAGCUGUGCAGCUGCUGAAAUUACAGGUUUUUGCUGAUGAAUUUCUUUAGCAAGUAAAAGUUUCAAACUAAAAACUCAGUAUUAUGAUCAUAAAUGAGUUUGAGUUUGAGUUUGAAGAUGGAGAAAAGAUAAGAUAACAGAUGUGCUAUCUGAAGAUAACAAAAAAAGAAUGGAAGCUAGACUCUGAGUGAGUUAGAAGUUAUUAUGGAAGCCUGAGACUCUGAGUAAAUUAGAAGAAGAGCUUCAAUUCGUGCAACUCAGUUGUUCAUUGAGCCAUACAACCGUGGUGAGUCUGUGACACAUAUUAAUGCGAACGGUCCUCUAUUGUCCACGCGUUACAUUUCAUCUAAUUCAACAUAUAAAAAAAUCGACCCAUAUUUCUUUAUUAUUGUUGAUAUUAAUGGUCGUCUGUAUUGAAGGUUGGAGAUAUUUAA